UCUCGUUACUUGGUAUUUCCUAACUUCCAUUUCAGCGAAAGACCCGGAUGGGAAUGGGUACCGAGACUCCCUGUCGGAGCUACGCUUGCGUCCUCUGGGUUCUCCUUUUCUUAUCUUCGAUUCCUCAUUCGUUCGCUCCUUCCAAUGAACGAUCGUUGGUUGUUGGUGAGUCAAGUACAUUGCAGCUGUCUUCUGGGUUCCCGAUAGCAAACUCACCUGGUGCCGGAGCAGGCACUUCUGUGGUAUGUGAGAGAGUUCACAUUCAUGGAUUGUCGAGGCUCAAACACUUGAACAAGAUUGCUCAUUCCCUGAAGGUUAAAGUUUCACAAAAAAAUUCAGGCUUAAGGGGAACAAAUGCGGAAGUUUGUUUCCACAGGAAUGUGUCUCUUGGGAUAGGCAUGUGCUCUCAAGGCCAGUGGGAGAAGGUCGAUAAGGGUUCAUGGGCUCGACCAAUGUCACCUUUUUAUCACAAGAUCCUAGAUGUACGCAUGGCUGGUUCUUCCUUAGAAACUACCGAGGUAUCCAUUGAAGAAGAAUUUUUCCUAUAUCGCCUAGUAUUUUUGAUAUCGGGUAUCCUUCUGUUGACCCUUGCAUCUCCUUUGAGCAAGUCAUUGACUUUUUACUACAGCAGUGCCAUGGCAAUUGGUGUUGUCCUUGUAAUAUUGAUGGUCCUUUUUCAGGGGAUGAAGCUUCUUCCAAGUGGUAGAAAGAACUCACUUGCCAUUUUUUUUUACUCAUCUGUGGUUGGUUUGGGAUCUUUUCUGCUUCGCUAUUUGCCAGGAUUGUUACAUUAUAUACUCAUGGAAAUUGGAAUCAAUGAAGACAUGUACAAUCCUUUGGCAAUAUUUUUGCUGGCAUUUGUGGUUCUUGUUGGAGCAUGGUUAGGUUUUUGGGUUGUACGCAAACUUGUGCUGACAGAAGAUGGAGCAGUUGAUAUAAGUACAUCCCAUUUUGUUGCAUGGUCUAUUCGGGUUUUGGCAGUCUUUAUGAUUCUUCAGAGUUCUUUGGAUUCCUUAUUAGCAGCAGAAGCAUUAAUAGCGGCAAUAGUUAUCUCUUCGGUACUGAGGAAAGUUACUAGAAUGAAAUUUUUGCGGCACACGUUUAGGAAGUUGCUCAAACUAGUCAAAAACAUCGUCACUGGUUCCCAUCUUCCUGAUUUAUCACCAUUUAAAUAUUGUAAUAGUGGAUAUAUACACAAUAGGCAUGAAGACUCUAAUUACCGCAGGCCUCGGUCCAAAAGGAUUGACCUUGCUUCAUGCGAUUCUCCUGUGCAAGGUGUUAGUAGCAGGACACUGACUGGUGAUUUUUCAGAUUCAGAUACCUAUGCAUCUAUUAUCCAUAAAACUCCUGAAAGGAGAAAAUUCUCAAGAGAUGAGUGGGAACAGUUCACCAGAGUCUGCACGAAAACAGCCGUUGAAGAACUUGUUGUUUCCCCGGGUUUCGGCAAAUGGGUUGCAGCUAAUGCAGAAAGAAUCACUGUAACUCCCAACUCCGCUGGUGGUCCUGGUCGGCGUCGUAGGUGGCUCCUCUGGUUUUGAGAAUCUAAUGUAACCUUAAGACACUGUUGUAUAAGGUGAGGUCAGCAUGGAUUUAUGAGGCAUUUAAACAGCAACCUUUGAAACUGACCAACUCCGUUAGUUUUUUAGCUCAAGCAGUUAGAUUAAGUUUUCUUUUCGGAUUGUAAUGAAGCACUGUAUGUGUUUAGUGGACCCUUUUGAGUCUUUUUCACUUUUCCUAUUCAGUUGUAGCAUAUAAAAAUAUAUGCUACUUUGAAAAAAGUUGGCUAUAAAAUUUACAUAGGUUGUCAUUA
Messenger RNA from Tripterygium wilfordii, 1810 nucleotides. RefSeq lists its product as uncharacterized. The record is from RefSeq and is a predicted model, not a curated record. The coding region runs from base 48 to 1538 and encodes 496 amino acids. The transcript has 10 exons. NCBI's taxonomy places the organism in Eukaryota, Viridiplantae, Streptophyta, Magnoliopsida, Celastrales, Celastraceae.